Molecule: messenger RNA, 7231 nt
Organism: Leptinotarsa decemlineata (Colorado potato beetle)
Lineage: Eukaryota; Metazoa; Arthropoda; Insecta; Coleoptera; Chrysomelidae
Biological process (GO): protein phosphorylation
Molecular function (GO): protein serine/threonine kinase activity; ATP binding
Source: RefSeq, a predicted model, not a curated record
AUUUAAUAGUUCUACCAUUCCACGAAAAGGAAGUGAUUCAAGUACGAACAACAAAGGAAGUACACGCAGCCUCCAUGGUUGGACUAAAUCCCUAACGAGACACUCGUCUAAAUCAUCGGGACAUAAGAGAACAAUUUCCAACGCUUCUACAACCUCUUGUGAGUUGGGGGAGGAGGCUUCCAAGGUGCUCAUUGCUCCAGGUGUCUCCUCCCCUGCUAUCACAUGUUCACAACCUACACCUAUACCUAAAAAUAAUGCUGAAUCCCCACUUCCACCAAUCAAAGGUAGCGUCUCCACACCUGAAAAACAAGCUUCCUUUGAAACAAUUGAUAAUAUUGAAUUUAUCGAUCAGUCUACACCCACAGAUAUAAGCACUGUGGCAAAAAAGGGCUAUCAUACUAUUGAUACAGAUCUAGAGCAAAAAAACAAUUCAAAAGUUGCUUCUUGUACUGAGGACGAUGUUUUUAGGACAUCAGCUAACAAACCUUCAAAAGUCAAGAUACGACCUAAAACCAAUGGCAACAAAAAGAAGACUAAGAAAGAUAAGGUAAAGCCGAUUGUUAAUAUAGAAUUAAGUCCCGAAAGGUCAGAAUCAGCAGUGGGAAAAAUGGAUAAAAACAAACCUUCAAGAGAAAAGACACCACCUAAUGAAACUAUUACUAAAAUACGAACUGUAACAACCGACACAGAAACUACAAAAAUUGUAACAACAACUACAAGUUUGAAUAGAUACACUUUCAUGAAAAUUAUGGAUGAUGAUAAUGCUUUGAAGCCUGACAAAAAGUUCAGAACGCAUAGCUGCAGCAGUAUUCCUUAUGAUAAUAUUAUAGAAAAUCUAGCACCCUUUAGAAAAAGAUUUUGUAAUGUUCAGUUAUUUCCAGAUAAUGAUGAAGAGAGGGAUAAUGAGAACGAUGAAGAAAAUGAUAGGAAAGUUUAUGAUGAAGAAGAUAAAAAACGUCAUGAAGAAAAAAUUACUGGAAAUGAUGUCGAAGACAAGUUGAUGCGAGAAGAAAUAACACCUGUUGUGGAAUCAAUUCUUGAAACAAUUUUCGAAAUGGCUGUUGCCCUAAUAGAGAAGAAUCAACUGCAAUUUGAAAAAGUAAACAAAAAAUCAAGUGUUCAACUGGAAUUGGGUCGUCGAGCAUCCGAAUACAAAAGUCGAAUGAGAUGUAAUACAGGUGAUACUCUAACCUCACUUUAUAUACCUAAAAUAAUCCAACCAUCUAUAACGGACAAUCUCAUUGAUGCAAGAAACUUUGUGGAAGAAUAUGAAGAGUACCACGAAUCUUGUUCAGAGAUGCAUGAUUCAGAGAUUGCCAUUGGUCAUGUUAUCAAUGAAUUGGGAGCAAGUGUAGAUCGAAUAAUAGUUGAAAAGCAAAGAAAUAAACGGAGGGAUAAAUCGGUUAAACAUGGAGGUGUCACUAGCUUGAUACCAAUAGAAACUGACUCUAAUGCAGAGGAUGACUCGGAAGUUGUUCAGAAUGACAAAAGACUGUUGGAAGUUGGGGCAAUGUAUAAUAUCCCCAAAAAUCUGUUCCAAAGUACUGAAAUGACUGAGAUUACUGAACAGACUAUAGAUGAACUACACAGGAAUGAUGAAAAUGCAGAAAACAAUCCUGAUUUGGUUGAACAACCAGUUGUUGUAAAUUUGAAUUUGACAAAAGAAGGAAAGGUGGAAGACGAGGAUGAUGUCUAUAGGCCAAUAGCUGUUAGUCCAGAUGGAAGGUUUUUCAAGUAUGAAGAAGAGAUUGGACGAGGUUCAUUCAAGACCGUAUAUAGAGGCCUGGACACUCAAACAGGAGUCGCUGUAGCUUGGUGUGAAUUGCAAGAAAAAAAACUCAACAAAGCAGAGCGCCAACGAUUUAGGGAGGAAGCUGAAAUGUUGAAGAAAUUGCAACAUCCAAAUAUCGUAAGAUUUUAUAAUUAUUGGGAAUCUCCUGGAGUCAAAAAAAAGAAUAUUGUACUGGUUACAGAAUUGAUGUUGAGUGGCACUUUGAAAACAUAUUUGCGACGAUUUAAAAAAAUAAACCCCAAGGUGUUGAAAUCAUGGUGUAGACAAAUUUUGAAAGGUCUGGCUUUUCUGCAUUCUAGAUCUCCUUCUAUCAUACACAGGGACUUGAAGUGUGAUAACAUUUUCAUAACUGGAACUACAGGGUCUGUUAAAAUUGGCGAUUUGGGAUUAGCCACCCUGAAAAACAGAAGUUUUGCUAAGUCGGUUAUUGGUACACCAGAAUUUAUGGCUCCCGAAAUGUACGAAGAACAUUAUGACGAAAGUGUAGAUGUUUAUGCCUUUGGUAUGUGUAUGUUGGAAAUGGCAACAAGUGAAUAUCCUUAUUCAGAAUGUACAGGUCCUGCUCAAAUUUACAAGAAAGUUAUAUCGGGCGUUAAACCAGCCAGUUAUGAGAAAGUGCAGAAUCCAGAAGUAAAAGAUGUUAUCGAAAAUUGUAUUCGGCCUAGAAAGGAAGACAGACCUAAAGUCAAAGAUCUGCUGAGUCAUGCUUUCUUUGAAGAAGAUGUUGGACUCAAAGUUGAAGUAGUAUCGCAGGAAAACAAAAAAAUUGUUUUUCGUUUACGUGUUAUUGAUCCUAAAAAAAGAACACACAAGCAUAAGGAGAAUGAGGCAAUACAGUUUGAAUUUGAUAUGGAAACUGAUAGAUAUAAUACAAUAUCAGAAGAAAUGGCAAAAUCUGGUAUUAUCUUUGAAGAUGAUGCUAAAACUGUAGCUCAAUUAUUGAAAACACAGAUUACACAGAUAAACAAAGAGCGUGAGAAGAAAAAUAAAGAGGAAGAAGCUUUGGCUCAGCAGCUGCAUUAUCAACAGUAUUUACAACAGCAGGUUGAACAACAGAUGUCCCAACAGCAACAACAGCAAACGCAGACUACAACAAUACCUCAGCAACAAAGUCAGCAACAGACACAGCAAAAUGUGGCUUCUUACCAACAGACUCAGCAAGUCAGUCAACAGCAACAAUAUUCCCAGCAGCAGAAUUAUCAGGGGCAACAAGUUAUUCAUUCAGAACAGCAAAUUCAAUUCCAACAAUGUGUGGGUCAGGAUCAACAAUUUCAACAGCAGCACAAUCUAGAGCAACAACAAGAUCAUGUUAUGCAAAAUCAGUAUAUUCAACAACAGUCACAAGCUCAGCAGCAGUCACAAACUCAGCAACAACCCCCAGAUACUACAGUGUUAUAUCCACAGCAGCAGUCAAUUAAUCAACAGGACUUACAGCAGCAACAGCAGCAGCAACCGCAACCAGUUUAUCAAACACAGCAGCAGCAACAUCAACCACAGUUGAAUCAGGAGUCAGCUCCUGUUCUUCAAAGGCAAGCUUCUGUUGAACCUGUUCAACAGCAGACCAUUAUUCUGAAUCAGCCUGCACCCACUCAUUUCAUUCAGCAGAAUUAUUUAGGUGAUGGCCAUCCUCAACAAGCUGAAUAUUUGCAAUUGCAACAACAAGAAAGUCAACAUAAAAUUUCUAGUAUAUCUCAACCUGAAUUGCUUCAUGCUACUCCUCCUGUUCAUGAACAUAGAUUAAGUGUUGAUGGUCAGAUGGAUUCAGGACAGAAAGGCAUGGUUCCUGAACAGAAAGGGCUAGGAAACUUUCAACAAUCUACUUUUCAGCAACAGCAACCCACCUAUGCUCAAGUUGCUCAACAUCAACCACAAAACUAUCAACACCAAACACAAAGUUAUCAGCAACCACAUCCACAACAUGCAGGAUUUCAAGCUUCUCAUCAGAAUCUUUCAAACUAUCAAUCUCAACAGAGCUAUCAAUCCCAGGAUAGUCAGACUUAUCAGCAACCAAAUUACCAACAGCAGCAAAGUUACCAGCCUAGUCAACAGCAAGAACCCAUUAUUCAUAUGCUUUCCACAAUGUCUCAUCAGCCACAAGAUAUGAAUCCACCUUAUGGAACUCAGCAACAAAGCUAUCCCCAACCAAGUGCCCAACCAGCUCCCCAGUCUUAUCAGCAACCAUCACAGCAGUCCUUCCAGCAACCUGUUCAACAGCAGCCCUAUGUGCAAGCAGCUCAGCCAGCACCAUAUCAGACCCAGCAGAGUUAUCAACAAACUAAUCAGCAACAAACUGUUUAUUCUCCCCCGCAGAACGCUCAGCAACAGAAUUACUCUCAGCAACAAAGUAAUCAACCAUCUGCUAAUUAUAACCCCCCACAACAAAGUCAAGUGGCAUAUGCACCUCAACCUGGACAACAACAAAUGAACUACCAACAACAAAUUAGUAGCCAACUUCAAUCCAAUUUACUUCCCCAGCAGCAACACAAUUAUCAAGGACAGCAGCAAUAUCAACAAAGUGAUCAAGGACAGAUAUUUCAACCACAAUACAUUCAACCUUCCAAAAUUGAUCCAUCUCAGCAGUACAUUCAACAAAGUAAUGAUCCUGCUAGUCAGUUUGUGCAGGCAAAUGUUGACCUUAACCAGCAGUAUAUACAGAAAUCAAAUAUAGAUCCUAAUCACCAAUAUUCUCAGUCAAAUGUUGAUUGCAGUCAGCAGUAUGUUCAGCAAAGUGUUGAUCCUCCUCAACAAUACAUUCAGCCACAACCUAUAGACCAAUCUCAAAACUAUAUACAUCCACAGCUGGUAGAACCAGUUCAACAAAUAUAUCAACAGAUAACUCCUCAUCAAACACAGACUAUUCAAGCAACAGGAUAUACAGAACAAGUUUUACAGCAAUCUCAGCAGCAAGUUAAUCAACCUGAAACAGACAUUGAACCAGUGGGUAAUCGAUUGUCUAAUAUCGAAAUACCACCAAUGAAUUUAGCCGAGUUACAGCAGAAACUUGCUCAACAGCAUUUACAACCAGCAAAAGACCAACACAGAGCUUCAACUACUUCAUUACCCCCAGCAACGAAUUUCGAUGUCCAACAGAUUGAUCAUAGGAGAUUGUCAACUGUAUCCCAACCAGCUUCGUCCCAUGAUUAUAUACAGUGCACUAUUCAGCAAAUUGCUGAGCAGCAAAAUCAAGAGUAUCAGGCUCAGAAACACGUUGGUCAGGUAACAAUGCCACAACAUGAAUCUCUUCCUCUAACUGCCGAAAAUCUUGAUUUAAUUCCAUCUCAAGUACCUUUGGAGUCUAUUUUAUCUUCCCAAUGUGUGACCUCUAAUGUAGGUCAGGAAGCUGUACCUCUAGAUGACAUUUCAACAUCAGAACAAGUAAGUUUGGAAAUAUCAUCAUCCUCGUCGACCGACGAGAAACCGAGAAGAAAAAGAGGUUCUCUCAAGUAUCAAUUAAUAGUAGAUAAAGUUCAUCCCGAUGGUAUAGUAGAGUGCCAACUACUUUGCAAACAGAAACAGAUUAGUUUUAAGUUUAACAGGUCAGGCACAAAGCCAUCGGAUAUUAUAGAUGGAAUGAUCAAGCAAGAGUGUCUAGAUGAACCUCAUAAGCAAUUGAGAGAUCAUCUACAAGAAGUGAUAGAUAAAUUGAAUGUAAAUCCUGAUAGGAUUCCGGAAAGUGCAAGAGCUAAGCCUUGGGCUUAUGUUCAAAAGGUUAGGCAUGCUUCACUUACAAGGCACCCUCACAAAAAAACACAUCGAAGGCACAGAUCUAGAGAUGACUCUAGUGGCCAAACAUUCAUCAAAUCCAACUACAUAGACCCAUCUCCAAUUCAAGAUGAAUUUCAAGGAAUCAAAACAACACUUGCAGAAAACAUUUACCAGAAUUUACAUCGCCGAGAAAGUCUGAAUUCUAGCGGUACUGUUUCACGCAAAACAAGCACCGCCUCAGAAUACACCCCUGAACAUACACUUAUAGUGAAUAGAUCUGCUGGCCAUUCUGAGCACACGAUUGUCAGUUACGCAACUGAAAGUUCUAUAUCAUCACCAGGAGAUCCUCAACCUGUUCCCGAGAACUCUGUAGAGGUUCCAGAAAGUCCUCAAAAAAAAUCACUUCAGGAUAAUUCUGAUUGCAUAGAUGCAAUGAAAACUGAGUUUAAUUAUAGUUUAUUGCAGAAAGAUGUAGGUAAACUAUUUCCUGGUCAGAAAGUUAACUUGAAGGUUUUUGUAAUGUCUGUUGAUCAGAAAGAUGAAGUUAUUGAUAAUGAACCUGCUUCAAAAACUGAAGAGCCUAAUGAGACAGUAAUAAAAGUAAAACUUGAAGAUGGAGUCAAUAAUGACAGUAUUAAGACCAAUAAUAGUGAACCUUUGACCGACAAAUCAUCAGAAACUGCUUUGAAAGUUCCACAAAGGAAAAUAUCAAGGUUUUUAGUGAGUCCAGUAUUGUCAGGGCAAUUGGACAUGCCUAAAGACAAAGAUUUCAAUGUUGAAGGUUAUCAACAGCAACUGUCGUCAUUAGAGAAUCUGACUGAUUCAGGUCCUACUGAAAAUUCUGUUGAAAAUAAAACAGUGCUAUCCACUAUUAUUAAUGAUGCAGUUUCGUCAGAGCUUCCAAGAAAGAUAUCAGCCCCUCUUGAAGCCACGAGACAUACUUUAGAAUUAGAAAAUAGAACUGUAGAGCAAAAAGUUAGUGUGUCUUCGAUGAAAGAGGAGAGUACUAAAGAAGAACCUGCUCAAGUUUGCGGACCUGAACUCAUCAACACAUUAGAACAGCUUAAAAUCAGUUUGGAUAAUUUGAAACACAGCAGUCAUCCUAAGAAAGAUUCUGGUGAAAUGGAUUCAAAAAAAGUAACAUCCACAAGCGAUUUGACAACAGCAAAGGGAGCAUCUACAGUGCCACCUCAACAGCCAGUAGCCCAGCAGCCAGGAUCUCAAUUCAUAGCUCCAUCAACAAUUUCAAGUGUUACUCAGCAGGCGACCUCAGUUCAGCAGAUUAUUCAACCUACUCAGCAGACAGUACCCCAGCAAACAGUACCCCAGCAAACUGUAUCUCAGUCUCACUCGACUUUACCACAGUCUCAACCUGUUUUACCACAAUCCCAGUCUUCUAUACCUCAACCAAAAUUAUUACCACAAUCUAUGCCUCAGACUCAGAAUACUUUUCCGCAAUCUCAGCCUGUUUUAUCUCAAAUACAACCUUCUUUACUUCAGCAACAACCUAUUAUGCCUCAGUCCCAACCUGUCAUUCCCCAGUCCCAGCCUGUUAUGCCUCAGUCACAGCCUGUUAUGCCUCAGUCUCAACCAGUUAUGCCUCAGUCGCAGCCUGUUAUGAAUCAGUCGCAGCCUGUUAUGAAUCAGUCGCAGCCUGUUAUGAAUCAGUCGCAGCCUGUUAUGAAUCAGUCGCAGCCUGUUAUGAAUCAGUCGCAGCCUGUCAGUCGCAGCCUG